AUGGCGCGAGGAGGCGCGCGGGCCCAGUACGCGGGGGCUGGCCGCGGGGCUCUCCUUGUCCUGGGCAGGAUCCGGCCUCAACUAUCGAAGGAGAAGAUUGAGGGCUGUCACAUCUGCACCUCUGUUACCCCGGGAGAACCCCAGGUCCUGCUGGGGAAGGACAAGGCCUUCACCUAUGACUUUGUCUUUGACCUGGACACCUGGCAAGAACAGAUCUAUUCAACCUGUGUGAACAAGCUCAUCGAGGGCUGCUUUGAGGGCUACAAUGCCACAGUGCUGGCCUAUGGACAGACGGGGGCUGGGAAGACAUACACUAUGGGCACUGGCUUUGACAUGGCUACAUCGGAGGAGGAGCAGGGCAUCAUCCCGAGGGCCAUCGCACACCUCUUUGGGGGCAUCGCUGAGCGCAAGCGUCGGGCACAGGAACAGGGCGUGGCUGGGCCUGAGUUCAAAGUCAGCGCUCAGUUCUUGGAGCUCUAUAAUGAAGAGAUCCUUGACCUGUUUGAUUGCACCCGUGACCCCGACACCCGCCACCGCAGGUCCAACAUCAAGAUCCAUGAAGAUGCGAAUGGUAGCAUCUACACCACAGGUGUUACUUCUCGCCUCAUUCACUCCCAGGAGGAGCUUAUCCAGUGCUUGAAGCAGGGGGCCCUGUCACGCACCACAGCCAGCACCCAGAUGAACGUUCAGAGCUCCCGCUCCCACGCCAUCUUCACCAUCCACCUGUGCCAGAUGCGUGUGUGUGCCCAGCCAGACCUGGUGAGCGAGGUCACUGGCCUUCCUGAGGGCACAGCUCCUGCGAGCGAGUAUGAGACACUCACUGCGAAGUUUCACUUUGUGGACCUGGCUGGUUCAGAGCGACUAAAGCGGACAGGGGCCACCGGCGAGCGGGCCAAGGAGGGCAUCUCCAUCAACUGUGGCCUGCUGGCCUUGGGCAAUGUGAUCAGCGCCUUGGGGGACCAGAGCAAGAAGGUGGUACACGUGCCCUACAGGGACUCCAAACUCACUCGGCUCCUCCAGGACUCGCUAGGGGGCAACAGCCAGACCAUCAUGAUCGCCUGUGUGAGCCCUUCAGACCGAGACUUCAUGGAGACCCUCAAUACACUCAAAUAUGCCAACCGGGCCCGCAACAUCAAGAACAAGGUGGUGGUGAACCAGGACAAGACCAGCCAGCAGAUAAGCGCACUACGGGCAGAGAUCGCUCGCCUGCAGAUGGAGCUGAUGGAGUACAAGGCGGGCAAGCGGGUGAUUGGGGAAGAUGGCUCUGAGGGCUACAGCGACCUGUUCCGGGAGAAUGCCAUGCUGCAGAAGGAGAACAGCGCAUUACGGCUGCGAGUGAAGGCCAUGCAAGAGGCCAUCGACGCCAUCAACAACCGCGUUACCCAGCUCAUGAGCCAAGAGGCCAACCUGCUCCUGGCCAAGGCUGGUGAUGGCAAUGAGGCCAUUGGUGCACUGAUCCAGAACUACAUCCGAGAGAUUGAGGAGCUUCGGACAAAGCUCCUGGAGAGUGAGGCCAUGAAAGAGUCACUGCGCCGCAGCCUCUCAAGGGUCUCUGCUCGGAGUCCCUACUCCCUGGGUGCUGCUUCAGCUGCUCCAGUCUUGGGGGCCAGCCCGUCCAGCUCCAUGGAGGAUGCCUCUGAGGUGAUCCGCAAGGCCAAGCAGGACCUGGAGCGGCUGAAGAAGAAGGAGGUCAGGCAGCGGAGGAAAAGUCCAGAAAAGGAAGCCUUCAAAAAGAGGGCAAAACUCCAACAGGAAAACAGCGAAGAGACAGAUGACAAUGAAGCAGAGGAGGAGGAGGAAGAGCAAGAUGAGAGUGGCUGUGAGGAGGAAGAAGGACGUGAAGAUGAAGAUGAGGACACAGGCAGCGAGGAGAGCUUGGUGGACUCAGACUCAGAUCCCGAGGAAAAGGAAGUGAACUUCCAGGCGGACCUGGCAGACUUGACGUGCGAGAUCGAGAUCAAGCAGAAGCUGAUUGACGAGCUGGAGAACAGCCAGCGGCGGCUGCAGACCCUCAAGCACCAGUACGAGGAGAAGCUGAUUCUGCUGCAGAACAAGAUCCGCGACACGCAGCUGGAGCGUGACCGUGUGCUGCAGAACCUCAGCACCAUGGAGUGCUACACAGAGGAGAAGGCCAACAAGAUCAAAGCGGAUUAUGAGAAGAGGUUGCGGGAGAUGAAUCGGGACCUGCAGAAGCUGCAGGCUGCGCAGAAGGAGCACGCCCGGUUGCUCAAGAACCAGUCACGCUACGAGAGGGAGCUGAAGAAGCUGCAGGCUGAGGUGGCAGAGAUGAAGAAGGCCAAGGUGGCCCUGAUGAAGCAAAUGCGUGAGGAGCAGCAGCGGCGGCGACUGGUGGAGACCAAGAGGAACCGGGAGAUUGCUCAGCUGAAGAAGGAGCAGCGGCGACAGGAGUUUCAAAUCCGAGCUCUGGAGUCCCAGAAGCGGCAGCAGGAAAUGGUCCUGAGGAGGAAGACCCAGGAGGUUUCUGCUCUGAGGCGCUUGGCCAAGCCCAUGUCUGAGCGGGUGGCAGGGCGUGUAGGACUGAAGCCUCCCAUGCUGGACUCCGGGGCUGAGGUGUCAGCCAGCACCACCUCAUCUGAGGCCGAAUCUGGGGCCCGCUCUGUCUCCAGCAUCGUCCGCCAGUGGAACCGCAAAAUCAACCACUUUUUGGGCGACCACCCUGUACCCAGUGUCAAUGGCACCCGCCCAGCCCGAAAGAAGUUCCAGAAGAAGGGGGCCAGCCAGAGCUUCAGUAAGGCUGCAAGGCUCAAGUGGCAGUCCCUGGAACGGCGGAUCAUCGACAUUGUCAUGCAGAGGAUGACCAUUGUCAACUUAGAGGCUGACAUGGAGCGGCUCAUCAAGAAAAGGGAGGAGCUAUUCCUCCUGCAGGAGGCGCUGAGGAGGAAGCGGGAGCGGCUGCAGGCUGAGAGUCCCGAGGAGGAGAAGGGGCUGCAGGAGCUGGCUGAGGAGAUCGAGGUGCUGGCGGCCAACAUCGAUUACAUCAACGACAGCAUCACUGAUUGCCAGGCCACCAUUGUGCAGCUAGAGGAGACCAAGGAGGAGCUGGACUCAACAGACACAUCAGUGGUCAUCAGCUCCUGCUCUCUGGCGGAAGCCCGCCUCCUGCUAGACAAUUUCCUCAAGGCAUCCAUUGACAAGGGGCUGCAAGUGGCACAGAAGGAGGCCCAGAUUCGGCUGCUGGAGGGCCGGCUGAGGCAGACAGACAUGGCCGGCUCCUCCCAGAACCAUCUGCUUCUGGAUGCCCUGCGUGAGAAGGCGGAGGCGCACCCCGAGCUACAGGCCCUCAUUUACAACGUGCAGCAGGAGAAUGGAUAUGCCAGCACUGACGAGGAGAUCUCAGAGUUCUCAGAGGGGAGCUUCUCCCAGUCAUUCACCAUGAAAGGUUCUACUAGCCACGAUGAUUUCAAGUUCAAGGGUGAGCCUAAGCUGUCUGCCCAAAUGAAGGCUGUGUCAGCAGAGUGCCUGGGUCCCCCGCUGGACAUCUCCACCAAGAACAUCACCAAGUCCCUGGCCUCCCUUGUUGAGAUCAAGGAGGAUGGAGUGGGUUUCUCUGUACGAGACUCCUACUACCGGGACAAGGUCUCACGCACCGUCAGCCUGCCCACCCGGGGCAGCACUUUCCCCCGGCAGUCUCGAGGCACAGAGACAUCCCCUCUGACAAGAAGGAAGUCAUAUGACCGAGGGCAACCCAUCAUUAGGUCUGAUGACAGCGACUCCUCUUUGUCGGAGGUCCUGAGGGGCAUCAUCUCCCCAGUCGGAGGAGCCAAAGGUGCACGGACGGCCCCGCUGCAGUGCGUCUCCAUGGCUGAGGGCCACACCAAGCCCAUCCUCUGCCUGGAUGCCACGGAUGAGUUGCUUUUCACAGGGUCCAAAGACCGCAGCUGCAAGAUGUGGAACUUGGUGACAGGGCAGGAGAUUGCAGCUCUAAAGGGCCACCCCAACAACGUGGUCUCCAUCAAGUACUGCAGCCACUCUGGGCUCGUGUUCUCCGUGUCCACCUCCUACAUCAAAGUGUGGGACAUCCGCGACUCGGCCAAGUGCAUUCGGACCCUCACGUCCUCAGGCCAGGUGAUCUCAGGUGACGCCUGUGCCGCCACAUCUACCCGCGCCAUCACUAGUGCUCAGGGGGAGCAUCAGAUCAACCAGAUCGCCCUCAGCCCCUCAGGCACCAUGCUGUACGCCGCCUCGGGCAAUGCCGUUCGCAUCUGGGAGCUGAGCCGGUUCCAGCCCAUCGCCAAGCUGACUGGCCACAUUGGCCCUGUGAUGUGCCUGACAGUUACCCAAACUGCCAGUCGGCAUGACCUCGUGGUGACUGGCUCCAAGGACCACUACGUCAAGAUGUUCAAGCUGGGUGACUAUGUGACAGGCACCAUUGGCCCUACUCACAACUUUGAGCCACCGCACUAUGAUGGCAUUGAGUGUCUCUCCAUCCAAGGAGAUAUCCUGUUCAGUGGCUCUCGAGACAAUGGCAUCAAGAAGUGGGAUCUGGAUCAGCAGGAGCUCAUCCAGCAAAUUCCCAAUGCACACAAGGACUGGGUGUGCGCCCUGGCCUUUGUCCCAGGCCGCCCCAUGCUGCUGAGCGCCUGCCGUGCAGGUGUCAUCAAGGUCUGGAAUGUGGACAACUUCACACCCAUCGGUGAGAUCAAGGGCCACGACAGCCCCAUCAAUGCCAUCUGUACCAACACCAAGCACAUCUUCACAGCCUCCAGUGACCUGACGGUGAAGUUCUGGAGUGUACGGCGGUUACCCCACAGUGGCCCACCCUAGGAGUGAGGGCGGAGGCAUGCCCCCAGGACCCUCAACCCCAGCAUCCUGGACAGCACAGAAGGGAAGCUGUGGCCUGGCCUGAUGGGGCGCUGCCCUGGGGACAGGUGCGGGUGUGGCCCUUUCUCCUGUUCUCCCUGCCUUCCCAAGGAUGCUGUUUCCUCUGUCCCUCCCCUGACUCUUGGAGCUUCUUGGGAGAGCAAGGGUGGGGAGGAAAUUAAGCUGUGAAGCCAAAGGGCAUUAUCCCCUCUGUUCCUCUCUCC
This is a messenger RNA of Otolemur garnettii (small-eared galago), 5045 nucleotides long. It is a transcript of the gene KIF21B, whose product is annotated as kinesin family member 21B. NCBI's taxonomy places the organism in Eukaryota, Metazoa, Chordata, Mammalia, Primates, Galagidae. The transcript is spliced from 34 exons. The record is from RefSeq and is a predicted model, not a curated record. Gene Ontology annotation, molecular function: microtubule motor activity; ATP binding; microtubule binding. Bases 1 to 4785 code for a protein of 1594 amino acids. Gene Ontology annotation, biological process: microtubule-based movement; mitotic spindle organization.